Messenger RNA from Beauveria bassiana ARSEF 2860, 1203 nucleotides. Its product is annotated as serine/threonine-protein kinase csk1. Lineage: Eukaryota; Fungi; Ascomycota; Sordariomycetes; Hypocreales; Cordycipitaceae. Gene Ontology annotation, molecular function: cyclin-dependent protein serine/threonine kinase activity; ATP binding. Gene Ontology annotation, biological process: protein phosphorylation. Bases 1 to 1203 code for a protein of 400 amino acids. The record is from RefSeq and is a predicted model, not a curated record. Gene Ontology annotation, cellular component: cytoplasm; nucleus. The transcript is spliced from 3 exons.
AUGGCCAUCACGCAUCACGACUGGCAUUCAACCGUCUCUGCCACUGAUCGCUAUGGCACCGUGCGAUCCAUCCAAGAAGCACUGCCGGACGGCUCGAUGAGCACCGCCAUGGCCAUUGAGCAGGCCGCGUACACGGAUUCAGCAUCUCGGGACGACUACACUGCCGCAUGCCAGGCCGCCAUCGCCGCCAGUGCCCCGGCAUCCGUCGCCGCCGCUGCCGCAGGUGACGCCUCAUCCGCACCCGGCGACACACGCAUCGGUCCCUUUUCCAACUGCACACCCAUCGCCGACGGCGUCACUUCCACUGUCUACCGCUCCGCCGACGGCGCCACGGCGCUCAAGGUCAUUACCGUGCACCACCCGCUGCCGCCGCACGACCCUCAGCGCGAGAUUCGCAUCCUGCGCCUCCUCCGCCCGCCCUGCAUCCCGCUCCUCUCUACCUUUCGCGACCAGUCCCACCAGCAAGUCCUCGCCUUCCCCUACAAGCCGCUCACCCUCGACGCGCUGCUCCUGUCUGCGGCGCCGCACGGAGUAACCCUGCCGCGGACGCACAUCAAGGCCAUCUUUGCUGACGUGGUCCGCGCGCUCGCGCACAUUCACGAGCUGGGCAUCAUUCACCGCGACGUCAAGCCUUCAGCCGUCCUGCUCGAUGCGCCAGGAGGCCCCGCGCACCUGUCCGAUUUUGGCACCGCGUGGCACCCGACGCUGUCUGCGGCUGCGGAGCCCGCCGCCGCCAAGAUUCUCGACAUUGGCACGGGCCCGUACCGCGCGCCCGAGGUGCUCUUUGUGAACAAAGCCUACGGCACAGAGGUGGACGUGUGGGCGCUGGGCGUCAUGCUCGCCGAGUGCGUGUCGACGCCGGCGAGGCCGCCGUUUGAGUCGCGCGCCGUGUCCGAGGACGGGAACCAGCUCGGCCUGAUCCUGAGCAUCUUCAAGACCAUGGGCACACCGACGCCGGAGACGUGGCCCGAGGCGCGGGAGUUCCAGGUGUCGCCGUUUGAGAUGUGGACCGUCUUUCCGCAGAGGUCCUGGCGGGAAAUACUGCCAGACGUUGAGUCGGACUGGCUGGAGAUGAUUGAGUCGACGGUGCGCUUCAGCAAGCGCGCCACAGCUAAAGAGGUGCGUCCUUAUGCCACAGAUCUCACAAGUCACGAGCAGUACGCUAACACUGUGCAGCUCUUGCAAUACAAGUGCAUUGAAUAA